Salmo salar (Atlantic salmon) is the source of this 878-nucleotide messenger RNA. Its product is annotated as ubiquitin-conjugating enzyme E2 variant 1-like. Lineage: Eukaryota; Metazoa; Chordata; Actinopteri; Salmoniformes; Salmonidae. The record is from RefSeq and is marked provisional.
GAUGGCGGCCGCCGCCGGUUCAGUCAUCAAAGUUCCCCGUAACUUCCGGCUACUGGAGGAGCUGGAAGAGGGCCAGAAGGGUGUUGGAGACGGGACAGUGAGCUGGGGACUGGAGGACGAUGAAGACAUAAUGCUGACUCGCUGGACAGGCAUGAUCAUAGGGCCUCCCAGGACAAUCUACGAGAACAGGAUGUACAGUCUAAAGGUAGAAUGUGGACCCAGAUAUCCUGAGUCUCCCCCUUUUGUCCGAUUUGUGACCAAGAUCAAUCUGAAUGGCGUGCACAACUCAAACGGUGUGGUGGACACGCGGGCGGUGGCGGCACUGGCUAAGUGGCAGAACUCGUACAGCAUCCGUGUGGUGCUGCAGGAGCUCCGGAGGCUCAUGAUGUGUAAAGAGAACAUGAAGCUCCCCCAGCCGCCCGAAGGCCAGGUCUUCAGCAACUGAGCUCCCUGGCCCUGACGAGCCCUGCUAUCCCUAUUCUCCCUCACUAUCUCCAUCCAACACACACACACGUAAACCUACACAUACAGUACAUGCACUGAUUCAAUGCUUCCUCACAUGUGCACACUCGCACGAACCCCCACACACAGCGUUACGUUCCCCUUAUUUUUCUGAGACUCUCGAAUACUCUGUUCUCACGUAAGCUCUUUUGCCAGGCCCCUCUCACCUUCUGUCCUAAAUGCCAUGCCCACUUCCCCUCUCUCCUCUCUCUCUCUCUCUCUCUCUCUCUCUACUCUACUCUACUCUACUCUACUCUACUCUACUCUACUCUACUCUACUCUCACUCUCACUCGACUGAGAUGGUUGCACAGGUGGACUCCACCCCCCCAUCAUCUACCCAACUGUGCAGACCAGACAUUACGAUACAAAUUACUGU